ACUUGUCACUUCUUUGAAACAAAAAAAACACAAAAUAAUAUGAUCCCUUUUCUACUUAUGGUUCUUGCUAAGAUCUACCAGCCAUGCUUAGGAAGAGAAUAUUAUAGCACUACGGAGGAGUUGUUGAUUGACGUCAAUGGACAUCGCAGAGAUUGGUUAGUCCCAGAGUUUAUGUGGUCCCUAAAUCUCUCCGAAGGGGCUGAAAAAUAUGCACUCGAGUUGGCUGAGCGGAAAUUUCCAGAUCGAACGUUAUAUGAAGAGGUCCAGGUGGGGGAUGGUAUUGUGGAUCAAUUGGACUUUCCCCUAUCGGAUCCAGAUAAAACCAUGUAUUCAGAAAGUAUUUGCGAAUUUGUAAAAAAUAAGUGUAUUAAGUUCUGGUCUGUUGAAGGGGCAAAAUGCUAUGGUAUACCAAAAGAAGAUAGAACCGCACAUGAACAAUCAUUGGCCGAAAAAUUUUCAGCACUGACUUGGAAGUCAUCCUUGGAAAUGGGUUUUGGUUGGGCACUUAAAGAUCCAUCUAACGAAAACGGAAGAAAGAUAUUGGUAAUCAGGUAUUCUCCUCCUGGAAAUAUUCCUGGAGAAUACGACAAAAACAUUCAAAACACAGAAUUUAUAGACUAUUAUACUUUGGAUCCAAUAGAUGAGCCCGGAGUAGAGAUACCUCAUAUGAAAUCAGGAUGGUCACGUGAUGGUGCAUUAGGAAAGCACAUUUAUAUGAUUUCAUUUGUCCUUAUAAUCUUUUUUAUUUGA
Drosophila takahashii is the source of this 750-nucleotide messenger RNA. NCBI's taxonomy places the organism in Eukaryota, Metazoa, Arthropoda, Insecta, Diptera, Drosophilidae. The record is from RefSeq and is a predicted model, not a curated record.